UAAGCUGCCAUAUUGAACUGCACUAACUCAAGACCUGGGGCAGGCAGUUCAGUGAACUGCUGUACUCAGUUCUGUUUGCACUAUUGGAAAGAACAGUCAUCUUUGACGUCACUUCUGCUAAAAAGAACGCCUCAGUGUACACUUUAUGAACUAAUACAGAAAGUUCAGCUGGAAAGAACAAACCUCUAAUGUAUAUACUGUGGUUCAGUGCAGUGUAUCAGUUCGGAGCGUGGAAUCAGUUUAAUUGAUCUUUAAAUAUAUGCACGAAUUUUAGCUAUUUAUUCAUAAAAUAUUACUCGAUGUCAUUUUCUCAUUUUUAAUGGCAUUUUCUGCACAAUUAUUAAAAUUAAAUAGUUUAAUUAUCUGUAACUAAUUCGCGAAAGUUCAGCAAAUUCAAAUUAUCCAAAGACCGAUGAGCGCAUAACCUUCUUAAAAUAUCAUUAACAGCAUGUAUCAUUUGUCAUAAUUAAAUCACAAAAAGUGCCACAAUUGAAAGACUUAUACUUAAUAAAAUAAACGUUUAACUUUUAUCGUUGUUUCAACUUACAGUCAAUGGAUUACGAGAAACAAAAAGAUGAAAUUACUGCAUUGGAAAGUAUCUAUAAUGAAGAAGAAUUUUCAUAUCAUGAGGAAAACAGCCGGUUUGAUUGUACUUUUAAAAUUUUUGUAAACCUUCCAGCAAAAUAUCAUUUAACAUACAAGGAUUUGAGACAUGAGACAGAAUCUAAACAAGAAGUACAGAUAUCAUAUUUGCCACCCUUAACAUUACACAUUACAUUGCUGGAGGAUUAUCCAUCUGCAUCUGCUCCAAUGUUUACAUUAUGUUCCUCUUGGUUGCGCCCAAUAGUACUAUCUAAGCUAUGCAAAAAGCUCGAUUUAUUAUGGGAGUAUAGCAAACAGGAAAUUUUAUUUACAUGGAUGGAGUUCCUUCAAAAUGAAACACUCAAAUUUUUGAAAAUAAAAGAUCAUCUAAAUAUGGAUUAUAUGUAUACAUCUUACAAAAAGACAUUGGAAAAAUUACAGAAUUUACAAAUAAAUAAAGAAAUAGACGAACAAUGUAACAAACAAUGCAACAGUGGAGUCAACAAAGAGAAUAGGGAAAAUAUAUCAAAGAAGACCAAUGUCAUUGAUAAGAGAGCCAUUUUAGAUUGUCCCAUCGGUAAAAAUCCUAUUCAAGUAUUGAUCGAUUACAAUGAAAAAUGGAAACAAAUUGAAUUUAAAAAGAAUUUUUAUACAUGUAACAUCUGUUUUACUGACAAGUUGGGAGAGCAUUGUACCCAGUUUUUGCCUUGUACUCAUACUUUUUGUAAAGAUUGCAUUAAAAGUUACUUUGAAGUAAAGAUUAAGGAAGGAAGUGUACAGAAUAUCUGUUGUCCUGAAGAAAAGUGUAAAUUUGAGGCUACGCCUAAUCAGAUAAAAGACUUAGUAAGCUCAGAGUUAUUCUCAAAGUAUGAUUCUCUAUUGUUAAGUACUACAUUAGACACUAUGACGGACAUAAUUUACUGUCCAAGACGACACUGUCAAUAUCCAGUCACUUGCGAUCCCGAUGAUCACAUGGCAAAAUGUCCCGUUUGUCAAUAUGCAUUUUGUGUUCGUUGCAAGAUGGUUUAUCAUGGAGUAGAACCCUGCAAGAUUAGUUCAGCUGAAAAACAACGAUUACUCAGUGAGUAUCAAUCAGCCAGUAAUGAAAAAAAGGCAGAAAUGGAAAAACGUUAUGGCAAAAGACAACUUCAAACAAUGAUAGAGAAUACUAUGUCUGAAAAUUGGAUUAAUGACAAUAGUCAUAAUUGUCCUCACUGCAAAACUGCGAUCGAGAAAUCAGAUGGCUGUAAUAAGAUGACCUGUUCGAAUUGCGGCACAUAUUUCUGUUGGUUAUGCGGUACGCGGCUUAAUCCCGAAACACCCUAUAUACAUUUUCGAAAUCCAGACUCCAAAUGUUUCAAUAUGUUGUAUCGCGGUGUAAUACCUGAUGAACCAGACGAUGAUGAUGAUUUCGAUUUUCACGCCGAAUAUUUAGAUUAUUAUUCUGAAGAUGAAGAAUAUAUUUACGAUGAAGAUUUCAUCUUGGAGCUGGACGAUUGAAUCAAUUUCAUUAAAUUUUGUAAAUAUGUGAUCCAUAUAUUUAUGAAAUAUAUCUCAUAGAUAUUGGAAUAUUUUCUUUUCAGUUUUGUCGUUAUAAUUAAUUAGAUAUUUUGCGCAAACUGCAUUGUAACAAAUUUUAGUUAAUUUAAUUAUCUCAAGAUUGCUAUUGUAAAACUAAAUAUUGCAA
Messenger RNA from Camponotus floridanus (Florida carpenter ant), 2269 nucleotides. Its product is annotated as E3 ubiquitin-protein ligase RNF14. Gene Ontology annotation, biological process: ubiquitin-dependent protein catabolic process; protein polyubiquitination; positive regulation of proteasomal ubiquitin-dependent protein catabolic process. The record is from RefSeq and is a predicted model, not a curated record. Gene Ontology annotation, cellular component: ubiquitin ligase complex; cytoplasm. The transcript is spliced from 5 exons. NCBI's taxonomy places the organism in Eukaryota, Metazoa, Arthropoda, Insecta, Hymenoptera, Formicidae. The coding region runs from base 553 to 2082 and encodes 509 amino acids. Gene Ontology annotation, molecular function: zinc ion binding; ubiquitin conjugating enzyme binding; ubiquitin protein ligase activity.